This is a messenger RNA of Saccostrea echinata, 2350 nucleotides long. Its product is annotated as putative serine protease F56F10.1. Gene Ontology annotation, molecular function: dipeptidyl-peptidase activity; serine-type exopeptidase activity. Lineage: Eukaryota; Metazoa; Mollusca; Bivalvia; Ostreida; Ostreidae. The record is from RefSeq and is a predicted model, not a curated record. The transcript has 10 exons. Gene Ontology annotation, biological process: proteolysis. Bases 1 to 1497 code for a protein of 498 amino acids.
AUGGCAGCGUCCAUACGAACAAUGUUGAUAUUGAAUCUUUUUUUGAAUUUAAGUUUUGUUUCUUGUCUCCCGAGAUUUUUCCACGGGCGGCCAAAACAUGGAAUGCUCGGGGCUCCUAUAUUGCCCCAGGAAUCUGUUCUUCCCCCAGAUAUGUGGAUGACACAAAGAUUGACGCAUUUCAACGAUGCCGAUACCAGAACUUGGCAACAGAGAUAUUUUGUCAAUGACACUUUCUAUGAACCCGGUGGUCCAAUCUUUGUAAUGAUUGGAGGAGAGGGAACUGCUAAUCCAGCAUGGAUGCUUCAGGGAACCUGGAUAGAAUAUGCCAAGACUUAUAAAGCCAUCUGUUUUUUACUUGAGCAUAGAUUUUAUGGGAAAAGCCAUCCUACAGUUGAUUUGAGUGUGGAUAAUUUGCAGUUUCUGAAUAGUGAACAGGCUCUUGCUGAUUUGGCAUACUUCAUUCAGUUUGUUAAACAAAAAUACAAGUUAUUGUCAGAAAAACAGAAACUCAUCACCUUUGGAGGCUCAUACCCAGGUUCCCUUUCUGCUUGGUUCAGACUGAAAUACCCCCAUCUGGUUGAUGGAGCUGUGGCAACCAGUGCACCCAUUGUAGCAAAACUGGAUUUCAAAGAGUAUUUACUAGUUGUUGUUAGUUCCUUAGCAACCACAGGACAAGGGUGCAACAAGAACAUCAAAAUGGCAACAGAUGCUAUCACAAAUAUGCUGAAGACAGAUGCAGGGAAGAAAAAUGUAGAAAAGAUGUUUAAGCUUUGUGAUCCAUUGGAUACUUCAACAUACCUUGAUGGUGCUAAUCUAUUCUCCAACCUAGCUGGGAAUUUUGAGGGUGUGGUGCAAUACAAUAAAGAUAACAGGGCUUUUGAGGGUGCCAUUGGAACUAAUAUAACAAUAGACACCAUUUGUGGCAUCAUGACAGAUGAGAGCACGGGGUCCCCAGUAGAGAGAUAUGCCAAGGUCAAUGAUUUGAUGUUGUCUACAUACUCACAGAAAUGUCUGGAUAACAGCUUUAACAGUAUGAUUAAAGAAUUACAGAAUGUGUCCUGGAAUGCUAGUGCAUCUGAAGGAGGUAGACAAUGGAUGUACCAGACUUGUACAGAGUUUGGAUUUUUCCAGUCUUCAGACCUUGGUGACACACAGCCAUUUGGAAAUUUUUUUGAUGUCAACUUCUCUGUUCAACAAUGUAUCGACAUCUUUGGACCCAAAUUUAACCAGAAUCUAAUACAACAAGGAAUAAACAGAACCAACACAAACUAUGGGGGGAUGGGAAUGAAAGCAACUAGGAUUGUGUUUCCUAAUGGAUCUAUUGAUCCUUGGCACUUCCUUGGAUUUACAAAUGAUUUAUCUAAAGAAUCUCCAGCAAUUUUCAUCCAAGGAACAGCUCACUGUGCUAACAUGUAUCCCACUGCCAGCAAUGACCCACCACAACUAGUACAGGCAAGGGCUAACAUAGAAAAAAUCAUUGCAACCUGGCUUAUGUAGAAGGAAGUAUAGCUACAUAUUGUCAAAAUAAUUUGUGCCAUAUUUGAUUAAACUGUGGUAUUAAGCACAGUAUUAACAAAGUCAAAUAUUUAAGACUGACAAAUAUUUCUGAAAAUAUAUUCAUGGAUGGCUUUUUCUGUCUCCUCACAAAGGAGUUUGAGGGUAUAUACACUGUAGUAACGCGCUUGUGUGUGUUUGUUUGUGUGGUUUGCAUGUGUGUUAGUUUGUUCUUGUGCGAAAUGGAAGUGACAUAAUUGCAUCGGGAUCGAUGUCGAAUGCUGUCUUGAGAAGGGAUGGCCCGCUUUGCGGUGCCCAUUUUUCAUUAUUUACUAAAGAUUUUUAAGUUUGAAAUACAGGUACACAUAUUGACUUAAAAGCUUAUAAAUGCAUUUAAAUCAGUAAUAUACCUCCAUUCUAUUUCAAGUGCCAAAUGAACUAUUACUAAUUGACAUAUUUGGUUUCGUACCUGUUAUAUGUUAUUAUAACUGUUACAGUUUUUCUCUGUACUUAAAUUUAAAUGUUUUAUAAAUUUAUUACCCAUAAAGGUGUGUGUUGUAUCUGUGUUUUAGUGGUAUUUUACAAAAAAGCAAUCAAAACAGUAGUUGCUUUUAUUUCAAAACAUUCUUGCUCUGUAUGAAACAUUUUUAGUUUAAGUUGUUGUUUUUCUCUGAAUGUCUAUAGCAUCUCAAUACAAUUUUGUUGGGGACUUGGGGGCUAUCCUUGUACAUUUUUCUAAUAUUUCAUUAAAAGCUUCUCUUUGGUAUUCUAUCAACGGGUAUAAUGUUUUCUUGUUUUUUUUUUUCUGAAGUGAAAAUGUUUUAAAGAUAGCAGUAAUGUUUCUAUAGGUGAUGAC